GGGUUAAUAAUUAAGGUCUUCGGACCUUAUUAGGUAGUUAGUUACGUGGGUGUCCCACUAACUAGGACUAAAGGCUAGUAGUUCCGUAUUUUAAUAUCUACGCCGAUAUCGCUCCCACAAUCAAUCACCGCAGUUUGCUAUCAUCGACUCAUCGCUGGGCGGCCGAAAACCUCGAACCAUGCGAUUAUAGCCACCGAACCUCGCCCUUCCUAGCAAUCGUUCAUUGCCUCUAGUUGUCUAUACGUGAACAACGAGGCCGAUUUCCCGUGUGCAUUCGCAAUGGUCGACUCGAGCAGUACCGGACCGGAGCGUGUGUCCAUCCUCGGGAAGCCAAACAUAGUGAUUGAUGAUGGACUAUGGCUCAACUAUGUGGCGAGGGACCUUCUCGACAACGUAACCUCAUCCACAUACGUUGUGAUAACCGAUACGAAUUUAUUCGAUUCCUAUGUGCCACCAUUUGUGCAAAGCUUCAACCACGAGCCCGGGGCGGAAGCCGCACGAUUGCUCACCUACGCCAUUCCACCUGGUGAGGCGUCGAAGACUCGAGAAACGAAAGCGGAAAUCGAAGAUUGGUUACUCUCGGAGCAAUGCACGCGAGACACUGUCAUUAUCGCCCUCGGUGGUGGCGUCAUUGGUGACAUGAUUGGAUAUGUCGCCGCAACUUUCAUGCGAGGUGUACGAUUCAUCCAGGUACCGACGACUUUGCUGGCUAUGGUGGAUUCAUCCAUUGGUGGCAAGACCGCCAUUGACACGCCGAUGGGGAAAAAUCUUGUUGGUGCUUUCUGGCAGCCAGAACGCAUAUACAUCGACCUUGCUUUCCUGCAGACUCUCCCUGCUAGAGAGUUCAUUAAUGGCAUGGCUGAGGUGAUCAAGACUGCAGCUAUCUGGGACCACGACGAAUUCGCGACAUUGGAGCUGAACGCCCCCAAUAUUUUGUCUUGUGUUCGCGCAGAAGGUGUUGGUCGACUCAACCCAAUCAAAGAUGUGUUGCGACGCAUCAUCAGCGGCUCUGCCCGGGUCAAAGCCGAAGUGGUUUCUAGCGACGAGCGGGAGGGCGGCUUACGCAAUCUUCUCAAUUUCGGACACUCUAUCGGACAUGCCAUAGAAGCCAUAUUGACCCCUCAGCUCCUGCAUGGAGAAGCUGUGGCUAUUGGUAUGGUAAAGGAGGCUGAGUUGGCUCGGUUUCUCGGAGUACUUCGACCAGGCGCCGUCUCGCGCCUCGCCAAGUGCAUUGCCAGCUUUGACCUCCCAACAUCUCUAGAAGACAAACGAGUCAUCAAGCUGACGGCCGGGAAAAAAUGCCCCGUGGAUGUGCUGCUGAAGAAGAUGGCGGUCGACAAGAAAAACGAAGGCAAGCUCAAGAAAAUCGUCUUGCUUUCGGCAAUCGGAAAAACCCAUGAGCAGAAAGCCAGCGUUGUUGAGGAUCGAUGCAUCAGAUUAGUGUUGUCUUCAUCUGUCGUCGUACAACCCGGUGUUCCCCGUGACCUCGAUGUCACUGUGACACCCCCUGGGUCCAAGAGCAUCUCCAAUCGCGCUUUGGUGCUCGCAGCGCUGGGGCGAGGCCAAUGUCGUAUUAAGAAUCUCUUGCAUUCUGAUGACACCCAGUACAUGCUUUCGGCAGUCGGUGAACUCGGGGGAGCUUCCUACUCCUGGCAGGACGCUGGGGAGGUACUCGUGGUGGAUGGCAAAGGGGGCAAUUUGCAGGCCAGUAACAACGAAAUUUACAUCGGAAACGCUGGCACAGCAUCCCGCUUCCUCACCACUGUGGUCGCCUUAUGCUCACCAACUGACACCGCCACGGCUACUGUACUUACAGGCAAUGCGCGGAUGAAGCUUCGACCCAUCGGGUCCUUGGUCGAGGCUCUCAGGGGGAAUGGAGUGGACAUUACCUACCUUGAGAAAGAGUCAAGUCUGCCGCUACGUGUUGGUGCAUUAGGCGGGUUUGAGGGCGGCGACAUAGAACUUGCCGCUACCAUUUCGUCCCAAUAUGUGUCUUCCAUUCUGAUGGCAGCGCCUUACGCCAAAAAACCUGUCACAUUACGGCUGGUAGGAGGCAAGCCCAUAUCACAGCUGUACAUCGACAUGACGAUUGCCAUGAUGGCUUCAUUUGGUAUUACGGUCACCAGGUCGAGUGAAAGCCCCCAUACCUACCACAUUCCGAAGGGCACCUACACCAACCCGGCCGAGUACACCAUUGAGAGCGACGCCAGUUCAGCAACCUAUCCCCUCGCCGUUGCUGCCAUCACCGGUACUACAUGUACGGUACCUAACAUCGGUUCGAAAUCCCUACAGGGAGAUGCACGCUUUGCAGUGGAUGUUCUCCGCCCUAUGGGCUGCGCUGUCGAACAGACUGAUUACUCAACCACCGUGACAGGGCCUGCUCCGGGUCAACUACAGGCACUCCCCCAGAUCGAUAUGGAGCCUAUGACAGAUGCCUUUCUCACAGCCUCCGUUCUCGCCGCAGUCGCCUCUGGCACCACUCAGAUCACAGGCAUCGCGAAUCAGCGUGUCAAGGAAUGCAAUCGCAUUGCAGCGAUGAAAGAUCAGCUUGCAAAGUUUGCGGUACAAUGCAAUGAACUUGAAGAUGGGAUACAGAUCGUAGGUCGACCAAUUUCAGAUCUGCAGAAGCCAUCCAGCCAAGUAUACUGCUAUGAUGAUCAUCGAGUUGCCAUGUGCUUCAGCGUACUAUCAGUUGCAGUACCCGAGAUCACUACAGUCAGUGAGCGCGAGUGUGUUGGAAAAACGUGGCCAGGGUGGUGGGAUGUGUUGUCUCAGUCUUUCGGGGUUCGCCUCGACGGCUCCGACCCCGAUGAAACUCUCCAUCAGCCACUGAGCCUUGACAAGGCGAAGGAUCGGUCCAUAUUCAUAGUCGGCAUGAGGGGCGCAGGCAAGACGACUGCGGGGCGCCAAAUGGCUCGCAUGCUGCAACGCACCUUUGUGGAUUUAGAUCAAGAGCUGGAAAGGCGCUCGGGAGCGACGAUUCCAGAAAUCAUCAACGGGCCUCGUGGGUGGCAAGGUUUCCGUCAGGACGAGCUCGCAUUGCUUCGCGACGUUAUGGAGAAUCAGCCAGAAGGUCAUGUGUUCUCCUGCGGGGGCGGCAUCGUUGAAAUAAGCGAAGCAAGAGAGUUGCUCAAGGCAUAUGGUGCUAAAGGAGGCCUUGUCAUCCUGGUUCACCGCAAUACCGACCAAGUUGUGGAUUACCUCAUGCAAGACAAGACGCGGCCAGCCUACACCACUGAGAUCAGACAAGUUUACGAGCGUCGCAGACCCUGGUACAACGAGUGCAGCAAUUACCUUUACUAUAGCCCGCAUGCGCAUAGCACGGCGUCGCAGCGAGACAUUCCACCUGACUUCAAACAGUUCUUGGAGCUCAUCGAAGGCAGAAGCGCCCAUUGGGAGGCGAUACGAAACAAGCCUAACAGCUUCUUUGUGUCUUUGACGUCGCCCAACCUUUCCGACUCCCUUCACACACUGCCUCGUGUUGCUGUUGGGUCGGACGCUGUGGAAUUGCGUGUCGAUCUGUUGGACGACCAGACCCAUGAUGGUAUAGUUCAAGCAGUGUCCAUGGUGCGGAAAGCUACAGGCAAACCAAUCAUAUACACAGUUCGUUCUGUUUCGCAAGGCGGUAAAUUCCCUGACAAUGCACAUACCGCGCAGCUUGAGCUUUACCUCCUGGCGUUGCGCUUAGGCGUGGAGUACCUGGAUGUCGAGGUGACACUGCCGCAGAGCGCGCUUGACGUUGUGACUCAGUCGCGCGGUUUCACAAAGCUCAUCGCAUCCCAUCACGAUCCCCAAGGGGUCUUGUCUUGGAGGAAUGCGUCAUGGGUCGCGUUCUACAACCGGGCGCUGCAGUUUGGAGACAUUAUCAAGCUUGUUGGUAGCGCUGGAACCAUUGAAGACAACUACGAUCUAGCCAGGUUCAAGGCUAAGAUGAUGACCGCGCAGAGAACACCGAUCAUCGCCCUGAACAUGGGUAACAUGGGCAAACUGAGCCGCGUUCUCAAUGGCUUCCUCACGCCAGUGUCACACCCCGAGCAACCAACCAAAGCGGCUCCGGGACAACUUUCAGUCACGGAGAUCAACCAAGGAUUAGCUCUGCUGGGUUUGAUGGAGCCCAGGGAUUUCUACUUAUUCGGCAAGCCGAUUGCGGCGUCUCGUUCGCCAGCCUUGCAUAAUACUCUUUUUGAGAGAGCUGGACUUCCUCAUCGCUAUAAGCGCCUAGAGACGGAUGAUGUGGCAGACUUGGAUACGAUCCUCCACAGCCCCACGUUUGGAGGUGCAUCUGUCACGAUUCCUCUCAAGCGAGACGUGAUGGACAGAGUUGACCAGUUGACCGAGGCCGCGCGUACUAUCGGAGCUGUUAACACCGUUAUCCCCAUUGGAAGUGGCGAGCCCAUAGACAAUUGUCGACGGCAGCUUCUAGGUGAUAACACCGACUGGAAAGGCAUGGUGUUUGUUUUACGCACCAACGGAGUCAUCCCCCGCGACAAUGCUGGCGCGGCUAUGGUCAUCGGAGCUGGGGGCACAACAAGAGCAGCCAUCUACGCACUCAACUCGAUGGGCUUCAACCCCAUUCACGUGGUGGCACGAGACCCCAACAAAGUCAAAGCACUGAUUGACGACUUCUCGCCCGAGUACGGAUUGCACAUCCUAUGCGAGCGCUCUGAAGCACAGCGGAUGAGCAGCGGCCCUACAGUCAUCAUCAGCACUAUUCCCGCGGACAAGGAGAUUGACAGCGGUAUGCGAGACAUACUUGGGGUUGGUCUCAACUUCGCCACUGUCACUGGCAGCGCGCCCAGAGUCUUACUCGAGAUGGCUUACAAACCGAGCGUCACUCCAGCAAUGGAAAUGGCUGAAAAUGCUGGGGGUUGGACGACAAUUGCCGGUCUCGAAGUUUUGUCCGCUCAGGGGUGGUACCAGUUCCAGUCUUGGACCGGUAUUUGUCCUCUUUACGCUGAUGCCCGGAAUGCUGUCCUAGGCCUGGACCCCACGUCUAGUUGAGGAUAACUUCUUUAACAUCGCAAACCAAUGGAUUCGACUAGAUCUGUUUUCAAAAGAAUGUCAUCAUGCUCUUCCAGAAGACAGCGUACUUCCGGUGGGGCGGGUCCCUUGCUCCUGAACCAUGUGUGGGGGGUACCGGCGUUGCCUGAAGAAACUCGCAGUUAAUGUAGUGCUGGGUGUUGCAUAAGAGUACCGCUGUGGGUUCAUAACGCUCAAGUGAUCUAUAGCCAUCGAUUUCACGCUGGUCUGAUUCGAAACAAAUUAA
Messenger RNA from Emericellopsis atlantica, 5266 nucleotides. RefSeq names its product Shikimate dehydrogenase. Gene Ontology annotation, biological process: aromatic amino acid biosynthetic process; chorismate biosynthetic process. The record is from RefSeq and is a predicted model, not a curated record. The coding region runs from base 280 to 5001 and encodes 1573 amino acids. Gene Ontology annotation, cellular component: cytoplasm. Gene Ontology annotation, molecular function: 3-dehydroquinate synthase activity; 3-dehydroquinate dehydratase activity; 3-phosphoshikimate 1-carboxyvinyltransferase activity. Lineage: Eukaryota; Fungi; Ascomycota; Sordariomycetes; Hypocreales; Bionectriaceae. The transcript has 2 exons.